AUGUCACAAGAUCCAUUUUAUAUGGUACAAGCAGAUGUACAAUCAUCAUUAAGAUUAUUAACAAAUGAUCAUACAAGAUGGAAACAAUUAUUAUUAGAGACCAAUACAGCGACAAAUGAUGAAUUUAAAUGGACAACCAAAGAGUUAAAGAAAAGAGUACGACGACAUGAAGAGACGUUGAGAGAUUUAUCCAAUUCCAAUAUAGUAGCAGAAAAGUUUAGAGAAAAGUAUUUGUUGACGUUUGACGAGAUUGAAAGUAGAAAGAGAUUUGUACGUGAAGCAAAUGCAACGUUGGACAUUAUCAAACAAGACUUUAAUAGUCCGACAACACAUCAAAAGAUUGAAUCGGACAAACAAAAAGAGUUGCUCUACUCUGAGAAGCGAAUGAAUAUUGAACAAGAUUCUCGUUAUAGUGGAUUGCAACGAGCCGUAGAAGAAGACAAUAAUGAUUAUCUACGUGAUAAUAUGAUGAUGCAACAACGUUAUUACGAAGAUCAAGACCAAGGUUUGGAUAUACUCUCUCAAAAUGUCAUGGAAUUGGGUGAAAUGACAAAAGUAAUGGAAACGGAAAUUAAAUCUCAAGGCAAUAUAUUGGAUCGUCUUGGUGAAAGAGCUGCCAAAUCUCAAGGUGCUCUUGGUAGUAUGAUGAGAAGAUUGGAUAGAUUUAUGACUCAAACUAGUAGUAAAGUUCAAUGGACCCUAAUAGCUAUACUUGGUGUUAUUUUCUUAAUUUUAGUUAUUAUUUCUACUACUAUAUUAAAAAAGAAAUAA
Molecule: messenger RNA, 771 nt
Organism: Cavenderia fasciculata
Lineage: Eukaryota; Evosea; Eumycetozoa; Acytosteliales; Cavenderiaceae
Gene: syn10
Product: putative syntaxin 10
Exons: 2
Coding region: 1-771 (256 amino acids)
Biological process (GO): Golgi vesicle transport
Cellular component (GO): membrane
Source: RefSeq, a predicted model, not a curated record